Molecule: messenger RNA, 4904 nt
Organism: Scaptodrosophila lebanonensis
Lineage: Eukaryota; Metazoa; Arthropoda; Insecta; Diptera; Drosophilidae
Product: peripheral plasma membrane protein CASK
Exons: 14
Coding region: 1892-3703 (603 amino acids)
Biological process (GO): protein phosphorylation; regulation of neurotransmitter secretion
Cellular component (GO): cell-cell junction; plasma membrane
Molecular function (GO): signaling receptor binding; ATP binding; protein kinase activity
Source: RefSeq, a predicted model, not a curated record
CACGGCAACAACAACGACCACUCCACAGUUGAGUGUCUUCCAGUGGAUAGGUCUGGAGACUGCCGAACAGUUGCCCGCAUAUAUUACACGCUACUACAACAAUUUGCAUCAGCAGCCCAUAUAACGACGCCAGUGACUAAGCAAGCAAGCAUGCAUAAAUGCUUGUGUGUGUGUGGAGCGGCACAAGCUAUCAAAGGAUAAAUGACCAAACAAGUCUGCUGAAAUAUUCAACGUCGUCAACGUCAUCAGCAGCAGCAGCAUCAGUAGCAGCAGUAUCAGCAGCCGAAGUUGCACUUGUUUUUCUGUGUAAUUUCCAUUAUUGAUUUUGGCUUCCCAACUGAAAACACAAGCCAAAGAAGAAGUACAGCAAGCAGUUACGACAGCGACUGGCAACAGCAGCAACUACAACAACAACUACAACAACAACAAUUACGCUGCAAACUCGCAUGCUAAAAUCUUAAAAAAAAAAGAAACAAAAACAAAACCGAUUACCCAAAAUUAAACUAAAUUCAUGAAUAAAUAGUGAGCGUAAACAAAAACUGUAAAAAGUAAAUAAAAAUAGCUUAAAAGUAAUUGAAAUUACAUGCAUACUUACAAUACAUUGUGAUGAAAAAAAUGUAAUACAUAAAUUAAUUCAAUUGCACAUACGAGUAUAAAAGAGAUAUAAAAUAAAAUCGAAUCGAAUAUAAAGGAAACCGGUGAGCAGCAUACUUCGAAUUUGGAAAGCGCACAAAUAAAUAUAGUAAAUAAUUCCUAGAAAUACUCGAACGGAAGGAAAUUUCAAAGUAUAUACAAAUACAGAAAAGCAACAACCACACAGUAGUAUAAAUCAAUAAAAGGAAACAAUAAUUUUAAAUGCAACACCAAGCAAGCCACUGAGGUGGCAAUAUACAAUACAACAUACCUAAAUAUUAUAUACCUAUAUGCAUAUAUAUAUAUAUAUAUAUAUAUAUAUAUAUAUAUAUACAUACAUAUAUACAUAUAUUGAUGUACAGUGAUAGCAACAGAAUUUACAUGAAAAACGCGCAGCUAACAGAUCCCAAAGGAGGGCGGACAGGAUAAAGCAGCGAUGCGAAGCGAAAGACCAGGCUGCACAGAAGUUUCAAUUGUUGUAAUUUUAAGAUUUAAAACAAUACAUAGUUGUUGUUAGUAUUUAUUGUUGUUAGUCAUAUAAAAGAAUUGAGCAAAGGAAGAGGACGAAGCGAAGCCACACCACUACUACAAUACUACAAGAAAUCUGGCAACGCUGUGAUUGAGCUUUAAAUACGCACAGAAAGCGGCAGCAAGUUAAAGUAAUAAACAGAGAAAGAAAGAGAGCGAAAGAGAGAGGGAGGGAGGGAUUGAUUGCAGAAAGCGAGUAAUUAUAUAAACGUGCCAAACCUUCGCCCCUCAAUCCACCAGCGAUGCCAGCGAGACGUCAAAAGGACGUGCGGCAGCUGCGUGGCGGCUGCUAAGCUCAGACUAAGCAACGGAUCAACAUAUCAAGGAAGACGAGGACGAAGACGCAGAAGAGGAGCCAGCAGAGUGAGGGCAGCAGCAGCAGCAGCAGCAGCAGGAGCGACGCCAGCAGGGACAUCGGCGUCAUCAAGAGCCUGAAGCCCGCUGUCGAGCAAUUUACAACAUUUAUUCGCGUCAAUCUUCGCCACCGCCACCGCACCGCCUGCAAUGCUCUGGUAGCCAAGACAGUUUUACCGUGGAUCAUUACUGCGUGGGCGGCGGAGGCGGCGACACACACGCAGCGGCGGCAGCAGCUGGUGCAGGCGUACAGGGUGCAGGGGGCGGUGGUGCUCACUGUAGUGGUGCAGGCGGUGCAGGUCAAUGGUCAUCAGCGGGAACGCUGUGCGGUAUCGGUGGCGGUUGUGGCGUAACGCCCUCCGGCCUCAGUCUAGGCAUGUGCCAGCAUCAUGGGCUGACAUCACAGUCGUUGAUGUCCGGUGGCUCGCACAUCUCGCUAGUGGGCGGCGGCGGUGGUGGCAGCAGUGGCAGCAGCGGCAUGAGCGGCAGCGGUGCCGGCAGCAGCGGUGUGGGCAUUGUGCAUGGUCCAUCCUCCGGCAAUCCUGUUGACACAAUGUUGGCCGGCGGCGGACAUUGUCGCAGCAUGAGCGGUUUGAGUUCAAUAAGCAUGGGUGGUGCAUCACCUGCACCGCCGCCAUGCCCGCCACCGCCGGCGCUCUUCAAUCCGUGUAGCUCGGCCAUGUCGCUGCAGCAGGCAGCGGCUGUUUCCCGUUGGGGGCCCCGCACCUCGUGCCCCGUUCACAGUCCGUUUCGUGUGCGUGUGCCCAACGGCUCCAUAUGCUCGGGACAUCAGGCCCUGCUGCAUACACACGAUGUGGUUGCCCGCGAUGUUUAUGGGGAGGAGGCGCUACGCGUCACACCGCCACCAAUGGUACCCUACCUCAAUGGCGACGAGCUGGACAAUGUGGAGAGCAGUGAGCUGCAGCAUGUGACUCGUGUGCGUCUCGUGCAAUUUCAGAAGAACACAGAUGAGCCCAUGGGCAUCACGCUGAAAAUGACCGAGGAUGGGCGCUGCAUAGUGGCGCGCAUUAUGCACGGCGGAAUGAUUCAUCGGCAGGCCACGCUGCAUGUUGGUGAUGAGAUACGUGAAAUCAAUGGACAGCCGGUGCAACAUCAGUCGGUGGGCCAAUUGCAACGAAUGCUGCGCGAGGCACGCGGUUCUGUUACCUUCAAAAUAGUUCCUUCGUACCGUAGCGCACCGCCACCCUGCGAGCUUUUCAGGAUAAGACCCGCUCCAGUGCUUAUUUUCGUACGCGCGCAAUUCGAUUAUAAUCCGCUUGACGAUGAGCUUAUACCCUGCGCACAAGCUGGUAUUGCAUUUCAAGUUGGCGACAUACUGCAGAUCAUAAGCAAGGACGAUCAUCAUUGGUGGCAGGCAAGACUGGAUACGGUUGGCGGUUCGGCGGGCCUCAUACCGUCACCUGAGCUACAGGAAUGGCGCAUAGCCUGUCAGACUGUUGAUAAGACCAAGCAAGAGCAGGUAAACUGUUCCAUAUUUGGUCGCAAGAAGAAGCAAUGUCGGGACAAAUACUUGGCCAAACACAAUGCCAUAUUCGAUACGCUCGACGUGGUCACAUAUGAAGAGGUUGUUAAAGUGCCAGUGGGUGAUCCGAACUUCCAGCGCAAAACUUUGGUGCUAUUAGGUGCCCAUGGUGUUGGUAGGCGGCACAUUAAAAAUACUUUGAUUUCAAAGUAUCCCGAUAAAUAUGCCUACCCCAUACCACAUACAACGAGACCUGCUAAGCCCGAGGAGGAGAAUGGACGCAGCUAUUACUUUGUGUCGCAUGACGAAAUGAUGGCCGACAUUGGGGCCAAUGAGUACUUGGAAUAUGGUACCCACGAGGACGCCAUGUAUGGAACCAAGUUGGACACCAUUCGUCGCAUUCACACCGAAGGAAAAAUGGCCAUAUUAGAUGUAGAGCCGCAGGCGCUUAAAAUACUACGGACCGCUGAAUUUACGCCCUACGUGGUGUUCAUAGCGGCGCCCUCAUUGCAAAAUAUUGCAGAUUAUGAUGGCAGUUUGGAGCGUCUGGCGAAAGAAUCGGAUAUGUUGCGACAGUUAUAUGGCCAUUUCUUCGAUUUGACGAUUGUGAACAACGACAUAAGCGAGACAAUUGCCACGCUGGAGACGGCCAUUGAGCGAGUGCACACCACCCCGCAAUGGGUGCCCGUCUCCUGGCUCUACUGACAAGACAGUGAGCUGGAAUGCCCCGACUGUCUGGAGGGUUGCGAUUGCGAGUGGGAGGCAUACACGCAGGCGUCAAACGCGGCACUCUACUAAAUCGAGCGAUCCUCCACCAGCCGCCACCAUCUAGGUGGCAACAGCGAACUGCAAUUGUUUCAACCAAGUAUUACCAGUACCACUUAUAUUUCGAGGCACAAAUACAUCACAAAAGCAACACACACCACACCACACCACACAGAACAACAACUGCAACUACAAUAAGAACUACAGUCGCAAUCAGAAUGGGGGCCGCUUAUUAAGAAAUGCGCUUGGCGCUUACAAAACAAACACAAAAAACACAAAAAAAAAAAAAUCAGAAAGCAAAAGAAAUGAUUAUUAUGAGGUGUGUAAGAAGAAGACAAAGCGCAAAGACAAAAUGUUCUAUUAUUUAUAUUUCUAAAAAGUGUUUAAUUGUUUGCAGUUAUGUCUUAGUUUUAGUGAAAUAUGCAAAUGUAUUGCCAUUCCAGUACGCUGCCUAGUGCGUUAUAUUUAUUGUUUAUUUAUAUACUACAUGCAUAUGUAUUUGUUGUUUUUGUUUUAUUGUUUACUAGUACUGUGUACAUUGUAUCUUUGAGCCGUGUGUUUCUUUUUAGUCAGACAGCAUUAAACGCUUAUGUAAAUCCAUCACUUGUUAGUAUCUCUAAGUUAAGUUAUAACUCAACAAAAAUGAACAUACAAGAAACUGUUUUCAAUUAGUUUGCCACAUCAACAUCAAACAAAAGUCUUUUGAAAAGCGUCAAACGAGUUAGUAUUAUAUAGCAAACUUACGUAAUUAAUUAUAAUUAAAUAUAACAACCACACAACAUGCCACACACACACAAACCGACACCCAUGCAAAACAAUUAGAAAAGAACGCAUAACAACAAACAACAUUAUAUUGUGAGCAAUUUCAAGUGUUUCAUGAAAAAAAUAAAAACAAUAAAUGCGAGAUUAAACUACACAUUUAAAGUAAACAAAAAGAAAGAACUAAGCAAUUAAAUGCAACUAACCAAGCGCACGUUCUUAACUGCAAUGCAAAUAAAAAUAAAGAGUAAAAAUCACAAAACGCCAACACACCACAAGGCAGGCGAUAACAAGCGAAACGAAUCAUUUGUUGAUGUUUAAUUAAAUUAAAUGAAAAUGAAAAAAAUACAAUCAAAUUAAAUAAAUCAUUUGCGAAAAGGAA